Phytomonas sp. Hart1 is the source of this 374-nucleotide messenger RNA. The record is from the annotation of a GenBank genome assembly. NCBI's taxonomy places the organism in Eukaryota, Euglenozoa, Kinetoplastea, Trypanosomatida, Trypanosomatidae.
GAUGGUAGUUGUCACUAGAAUAGGGUUCGCACUAUAAAAUGCCUUACGCAGUGGUGUUGGUUUGCAUUUCGAGGGUAAUUAGCUUUUCCCUCAUUGCAAACCGUUAUAGUUUUCCAGGCUUCGCAUUGAAACUCUCCCCGUGCUUUUUAAUUCCCCGCACCCUUUCGGCAUUUCUUAGGGUUCCCUAAGGGGGCAAGGCUAAUUCUGGGCCAUCGUGUUGGGUGCGCUGUUGUAACUGAAUUUACGCGUUUUUGAGUAAUAGGGGUCUAGCAAUGACUAAUUGUGUGUGGCGGGUACGGCACUUGUAUUGUCUUUUCUCUUUUAUUAUUUGCGCGGCCCUUUACUCGCGCCGUUUACCGAUAUGGUGUUUUUUA